AUGAAGCUCAAUCUACUAUCUUUUGCUUUCGCGGCAAGCGUUCUUGGUGGAGUCAUGGACUCAAAUGGCGGCGACGGCACCAUCUGCGCGAGUGACCAAUGUGUUGUUUGCUCUGGAAAUGGCCAAGGCGGGCUCCUAAGUUUAGGAAAUAUUGCGCCGGGCGCGUUAGGUGACUCUUGCUCCGGCGGCGACGUUUACUGUUGUGAUAACCAGGCUGUUCAGAAUGGUCUUGCGAAUCUCGAUUUGAAUGUACAAUGCAGUCUUAAUCACGUUCUUUGA
Molecule: messenger RNA, 279 nt
Organism: Penicillium angulare
Lineage: Eukaryota; Fungi; Ascomycota; Eurotiomycetes; Eurotiales; Aspergillaceae
Exons: 2
Coding region: 1-279 (92 amino acids)
Source: RefSeq, a predicted model, not a curated record